Metarhizium brunneum ARSEF 3297 is the source of this 534-nucleotide messenger RNA. RefSeq lists its product as uncharacterized. The record is from RefSeq and is a predicted model, not a curated record. Lineage: Eukaryota; Fungi; Ascomycota; Sordariomycetes; Hypocreales; Clavicipitaceae.
AUGCCUUCCAACACCAAUGCCAUGGGGGCACUCGCCGCCGUCCAGAACGACAAGUCCAAGAUAUUAGGCGUCCGUAUGGGCAGGCACACUGUUGAGCCGGGGUUGCACAUCCCCAAGGCCGAAGCACGAGACGAGCCAGUUGUUCGCUUUGAUGGGGCCAACACUUCAACGAAAUACAUGGUCGUCUGUCUAGACCUGGAUGCUCCUCAUCCAUCGUUCCCCUUUCUCAGUCCUAUUCUUCACUGGAUUCAACCUGGGUUGCAGGCGGCAAAUGAAGGCGGACAGAGGGUUUUGAGGGCAUCUGAGCCGUCGAUUAGCGACUAUGCUCCUCCUGGCCCUCCACCGGGCAGUCCACCGCACCGGUACUGCUUCUUCUUAUAUGGGCAGCCGGCAUCCUUGGAUGGGAGCAAGUAUGCUUCAGUCGAUGGGGCCAAGAUGGGCCUCUGGUCGAGAAUGCGCUACAGUCUUGAUACGGCGGAGAAGGAGUUGGGAUUGGGUCCGAUCGUCGCGACCAACUACUUUACGAGCAAUUAG